This is a messenger RNA of Auanema sp. JU1783, 1524 nucleotides long. The record is from the annotation of a GenBank genome assembly. NCBI's taxonomy places the organism in Eukaryota, Metazoa, Nematoda, Chromadorea, Rhabditida, Rhabditidae.
AUGGAAAUAGGAAGAGCAUGUACAGCUGAACCACCUAGUGCUGAAAUGAAUCAGAGCAAAAGUUCCAUUACAGUAGUUAUUGCUAGGAAUCCUCCAGAUGUUUACAACAACUGUCCAAAAUAUCCAGUUUUUGAUCCUUCAUUCAACUGUCCAUUUCCUGGAUGGUGUUUAGAAAUUUUGAAAAUGAUGACAGAUUACUUGAACCUUCAGAUUGAACCGAUAUUGAGCCCAAAUGCUAUUGGAGCUUUGAACUGGGGAACUUAUGAGAAUAAUCGAACUUGGACUGGAGUUCUCGGCUAUCUCGCCAAUGGCACGGCUGAUACGGCUUGUCUUCUUUAUCAAAGAACUGAUCUGAGGGAACAGCAUUUCGAUCUUUCUUACCCUGUUAUAAAUGUGCAACCCAUUUAUGUGGUACGCCGACGAGUUGAGAAUAUAGGGUCUGUCCUUUGGAAUGCCUUCAAGCCAUACUCCACAGAAACUUGGCUUGUUCUUUUGGGUUCACUGAUUUUUCAAAUUUUGAUCAUGAUUUUCAUAUCGAGAGUUGAGUUUCUCAUGGGGAAACGGAAACGAUUUCGACCAUUAGAGAUGGUUUGGAACGCCGUUCAGUUACAGUUGGAUGAAAAGAGUGAUGAUAUGACUUUUUUUUCAAUUGCUGGGAACAUCGUUCUCUUCAUGUUUUCUCUGUUACAAGCAGGAUUUUUCAUUUAUUUAUAUGAAGGCCUGCUCCUGUCUGCACUUCUGCGAGGAGGAGAAAAAGAUCCAUUCAAGGACGCCGACGGAGUAAUUAAACUGAUUAGCGAAGGAAAGUAUCAUUUGACAACUAAUUAUAUCGGAAAUUGGUAUUUUGAUGAGCUGUAUAAUUCGAAUGCAUCCCAUUUUGUAUCCCUGCGAAAGGCUAUAGAAUUCAAUCCGGUGGUAGUAGCUUCUUCUGUUUCGGAAGCAUUAGAUUUGGUGGAAAAAGGUAAUCAUAUAUUCCCAAUUCAAGAAGAUAGUGUUGCUCUUCAAAUGAGUCGUCAACGGUGUAAUUUGGUUUAUAUUAACGAAGGAUUGCCACAACGUUCAGCUCAUCUAGCUUUUUCUAAUGACAGUUAUUUUCUUGAAAUGUUCAAUAACGCUAUCAUUAUGCAAACAAGUUUCAUUCACAGAACGUUCAGUAAAUACUUCUUAGAGGGAUUUAAGUUGGACACUCUACCCAAAUGCGAUGAUGCUGAGUUCGGAACUCCAAAAGCUAAGAAGGCUCUGGAUUUACCAUCUGUCAUCGGUUGUUUCACCCUGGGUGGCUUGGGCUUCCUAAUAUCUAUCGGCGGAUUCAUGUCAGAGGUCUAUGUUUACUGGCAUCGAAAAAUGGUGGCGAGGCAUCGACGAAAUCGUAAAGCAUUUGCUGAUGUUGGAAACUUGCUGGGAUUAGCAAAAGUACAUUUUGAGGCACCUAAGAAGGACAACAUCAAUCUCGUUAACUUGGCAAAAAUUCGAAUAUCUCAAGAUUCUCAGAAUGGCUUUGAUGCUGAAUGGACGAAAUUCUGA